CUCAUUUCUCUGUAUUUGCACGUAUAUUAUGUUUAUACUUUCUGAAUUAGAGGAUACAGUUAAAAUUAUCCCUAACGAUUUUAAAAAAGAUGAUAAUGAUGCCAUUACUGAUGUAUUGAAUGAAAAGUAUGCUAAUAAAGUAGUGCAAGAAGUCGGUCUUUGUAUAUGUGUUCACGAUAUUUUAGAAACAUCAGAAGGCUUCAUUCUUUAUGGUGAUGGCUGUAGUUAUAUUAAAGUCACAUUUCGAGUUGUUGUGUUUAGACCUUUUGUUGGUGAAAUAUUAGUUGGUAAAAUCAAGAGUUGUUCACCUAAUGGUGUUCUAGUGACUAUGGGAUUUUUUGAUGAUAUUUUGAUUCCAGGAGGGGCGCUUCAACCUGGAACUAAAUUUGAUCCAGCAGAACAAGUUUGGGUGUGGAAUUAUGAAGGAGAAAAGAUGUAUAUGGAUAUUGAAGAACCUAUUCGAUUUCGAGUAUUACGUGAGCAAUUUACAGACAUUACACCGACAGUGCAUCCACCUUUACCACCUACAGGUCGUAGACGAUCUAUAGCAGAUACUACUGCAAAUGAUGACCUUGCUGCCAAUUCCACUAAAAUACCACCCUAUUCAAUUACUUGUACAAUUCAAGAAGAUGGUUUAGGCCUUUUAUCAUGGUGGGGAAGUUAAAAGUGAUGAAUAUAUAUUUAUGUAUACACACAUAUAUAUGAAGACUCUCUC
Messenger RNA from Cokeromyces recurvatus, 715 nucleotides. Its product is annotated as DNA-directed RNA polymerase III subunit RPC8-like protein. Gene Ontology annotation, cellular component: RNA polymerase III complex. Gene Ontology annotation, biological process: transcription initiation at RNA polymerase III promoter; DNA-templated transcription. Gene Ontology annotation, molecular function: DNA binding; DNA-directed RNA polymerase activity. Lineage: Eukaryota; Fungi; Mucoromycota; Mucoromycetes; Mucorales; Mucoraceae. The transcript has 5 exons. The record is from RefSeq and is a predicted model, not a curated record. Bases 29 to 664 code for a protein of 211 amino acids.